GUUAUCCGAUAAAAAAAUAAUUAUUUCGGAUUAUUUAUUAGAAAAUCAGUAAACGAUAGACUAUUUUUUAUUCUUACGCAUGUGAUUAUUACUAAAUUCCUUUUACUUAAGAAUCAAUUUUAUACGUCAAGAAAUAUUCAGUUGCAUUCGAAUCAAUAUAAUAACUGAACGAUAGUCUUCACAUUCUAUCGUUCUACUGUACCAAUUAAAUAUUAUUGGUAAAACGAAGAGUUUCUUGAUAUUAUGUUAAAACAAAUAAUAUCCGAAAAAGCUAUCCACAUUACUUGGCUUAGCGUAGCUAUAACUUUUUGUUGGCCAAUUUCCCUCAAUAGUAGUAAAACUCAAGUGUUUAUUUUCAAAGUUUUACAGAUAAUUAGUGUUAUUAAUGUUUCUAUGUUGCUUCUACCAUUGUUAUAUUCGAUUUAUCUGCAUUUCGAUGAUAUUAUCAUUGUCUCUAAAUCUAUUGCUUUAUCAGUAGGCUUGAUUCAAGUAAUCGCGCAGACUGUUAUAUGCUUCGUCAAAUACGAUUCUCUGCAACAUGUAGUCGAAGAAAUGAUAAUUUAUGUCAAAGAAGCACAACAAUACGAGAAGAAAAUUUUUUACAAAUAUAUAGAGAAAUGCCACACAUUUUAUGGAUGUUCUAUAGCAUGUAUGUAUUUGACUGCAAUCGCUUUCGUAAUAGGACCUGUAUUCUCGCCAGCCUCUUUCCCAGCAGAUGCAGAAUAUCCGUUUCAAAUUAAGAAUAUACCAAUGAAGAUUAUCAUAUAUUUGCAACAGAGUUUAAUUGCCUUUCAAUGCGCUGGACAUGCAUGCUUGAGCAUAUUUGGCGCGCUUUUGCUCUGGUUCGCUUCCGCGAGAUUUGAAUGUCUGGCUGUGGAAUUGCAAAAAACCACAGAUAUUGGUAUGCUGAUUGUUUGCGUUAAGAAACAAUUACAUAUAAGGAGAUACGCAAGAAGAGUGGUAAUUAGUUUUCGCUUUAUAAUACUUUGUGCUAUGGGAGUAAGUAUAUUUUCUUUGACUCUAGGUGGUAUUAUAAUAAUAACAAAGGCACCAUUUAUUGUGAAAAUACAAUUCAUAACUUUGAUUUUGACUUUACUUACUGAAAUUUAUAUGUAUGCCUGGCCUGCUGAUCAUAUGAAGGAUAUGAGUAUAAAUGUUUCAAAAAGUGUAUAUAAUAUAACAUGGUAUGAACAGACAUUGAGAAUGCAAAAAAAUUUGUUAAACGUAUUGAUAUAUCAGCAGCCGAUAAUUCUUUCUAUUAAUUGUAUAUUGCCAGAGCUUUCAUUACGUUAUUAUUGCUCGUACCUAUCCAACGCUUUCUCUAUCUUCACAGCUAUACGUGUUAUCAUAGAAAAUAAUCCAUCAUAAAUUUAAUUUUUUUAUUAAGUAAUUGUUAAAAUAUUUCAAUGAAGUAACGAUUAAAUUGUUAUUAUUUAAUAAAUAAAUUACUAAUAUUUCCUUGGCUAUAAAAUUAAUAAUUUAUAUAUAUAAUAUAAUACAUCAAUCUCUUUUAUUCAUUAUCAUUAUCAUUAUAUAAAUAAAAAAAAUAAAUAAUCAAAUAAAAAGUUACGAAAUACAUAAGUAUAGACGAAAUUCAUUGCAAUAGCAAUUAUUUCUUGUAAAAUUAUUUGGAAAAUUACGGAUAACUGAAGAUUAUAUGUACAGAAAAAAAAUUGUUCAAAAGGAUUAUUACACAUCGAUAAGUUGAUCAAAUUUUAAUUUUUCACAAAUAUUUUUAAUCUAAUUACCUAAUUGCACUUCACUGGAAGUAUCAGGAACUAAAAAUUCGAUUCAUUUUUUGUUAAUUUGGAAAAAAAACUAAGGUCAGUUUGUUCUAUUAAUAUGAUUAUUACACUAACAUUUCAGAUCUGAUCAGAAAAUGCAUAUUGGAAUAUAAGUUAUUUCAAUAAUCAAUAAAUAAUAUAAUUUUUCAUACUUUCUCCAAGCAAUUAAAAAAAUGCAAUUAAUUAUUCUGAUUCUGUGCACUAUUAUUUUUCAUAGAAUCUAAUCUUCUAUUAUUUCUUUUAUUUUAAUCUUAUAUUAUUUCGAUACUGAGUCUUCAAUCAACCGAAUCAACAAUUUCUGACGAAAUAUUUUAUUAUUUUAAAAUUUUACGAUUAUUUUUUUUCUCUUGCAUUUCUAUUACAUUUUUCUUAUUAAAAGAUCUUAGUCCACAAAAGAUAUUGAUGCAACUAAAAAAAAAACGAGAAAAAGCCAAGUUAAAAGGAAAUAAUCCAAAUUCCUAUGCAUGUGCUAAGGUAUUUAUAAUUAUUUAAACUAAAAAAUAUAUUCUUCUAUUCUAGUAUUUAUUUUGAAUUGAAUUGAAUUGAUUGUUUCAUUUAUUUCAUAUUAUUAUUUUUUUAUAUUAUUGUAUUUCUUAUAAUUACACAUUUAUAAUAGCUAUUUUUCAAUAUAAAAAAAUUAAUGAUGCUUAUAUAGAUUGCACUAUUCUUUUUACAAUGUUAAUGAUAAUAGUUUAAAAAAAAUAUAUAUUGAUACAAUCACACAUAUUUAAAUUAAUAUUUACUUUCCUAUAUGUGUAUAUAUAUAAUAUAUAGUAAUAUUAAAAUUAAUAAUAUAUAAUAAGUAAUAAUAUUAAAAUUAUAUUAUUUUAAUUGUUAACAUGUAAUGUAAUUCACUAUAUAUAAUGUAACAUUUCAACACAUAUAUAUCAUAAAAUAUAUAUAUAAAUUAAUAUGAUUAUUCUAUUCAGAAAUAUUUGCACUACGACAUAAAUUUUUUUAGUCUCUUUUCAUGAAGUGGCCAAAUACUAUUGAAUAUAAUAUCUUUUUAUUAUAACUUACUUUAUUAAAUAUUCUAUAUAAAACGAACAUAUUCUAUUAAAUACUACUGUAAAAUUCUGAAUCUGCUUGCGUGAUAACUUUUUUUUGCACCUGUCUAAAAUCGCGCAGAUGUAUAAUGCAACCGAUAAUUACCUACUAUUAUCCAGUGAGCUAGCAGCGCAAGUGUACUUUCCAGGGAAACAUUAACCAACAUUACAUUUGUUCUAAAUUGUUACAUUGCUAUAAUUUAUUAAAUUCCUCUUAUUUACGAAGCAACUUUAUAUAGGCAACUUAAAUAUUUAUUCGUUUUCGAAAUGACGUAAUUAUGCAAAGAACAACUUGUAUGUUUCAUUUUAUCGCAUCGGUUAAAUUUUAUUUCGUUCGAUCCAUCAACCGAUUUGUAGUAUUUUCUCAAAUGGUAAAAGAAAUGACACCCGAGAAAGCUAUUCACAUUACUUGGCUGAGCGUAAUCUUAACCUUGGCCGCUUUCUGUCAAUAGUGGCAAAACUCAAGUGUUCGUUUUCAGAAUAUUACAGAUAAUUAGUAUUGCCAGCGCUUGCAUGCUGUUCCUUCCUUUAUCAUAUUCGAUUUAUCUCCACAUGAAUGAUGUCGUCGUAUUUUUAAAAACUAUCAUCGUGUUUAUAUGUGUGGCUCAAAAUAUUAUUCAAACUGUCAUAUGCUUUGUAAAAUAUUAUCUUUUACAAGUAAGUUUCUCUCAAAUAAAUAUUUGACCGUGCAUUUAUAAAAAAAUAUGGUAUAAAAAAUUAAUAUUUGAAUUGGGGAUUGUGCAGUAUAUAAUCGAAGAGAUGAAAAUCUGCAUAAAAGAAGCGCAAGAAUAUGAAAUAAAAAUUUUCCAGAAAUAUAUUGCGAAACUUAAAACUGUUUGGGGAUGUAGCAUAAUAUGUAUGUAUUUUUACAUUUGACCGCUUUGGCAUUUAUGAUUGAACCUGUAUUCAUGUCAACUUCUCUUCCAUGCGAUGCAGAAUAUCCGUUUCAAUUUAAUUACACACCCGCGUUUGCCAUCAUAUAUUUCCAUCAAUCUUUUUUUAGCUAUCAAUAUC
Apis cerana (Asiatic honeybee) is the source of this 3844-nucleotide messenger RNA. RefSeq lists its product as uncharacterized. Gene Ontology annotation, molecular function: olfactory receptor activity; odorant binding. Gene Ontology annotation, cellular component: plasma membrane. NCBI's taxonomy places the organism in Eukaryota, Metazoa, Arthropoda, Insecta, Hymenoptera, Apidae. Gene Ontology annotation, biological process: sensory perception of smell; detection of chemical stimulus involved in sensory perception of smell. The record is from RefSeq and is a predicted model, not a curated record.